GUGCAGAGCAGAGUCUGUUUUCUCCAUCUCUAUCCUUCACAUAUAUCAUCAUUAUCAAAAAUGUCUCCAUUUCUCUUCUCUCCUCCUUUGGGUUGCUGCUGCUGCUGCUUCCUUCCAACACCUUCGCUUUCACUCAACUCAUCAUCGACAUCACCAUCACCAUGUUUGCCGCCAUUACAACAGCUUUUCCUUUAAUUAAUUGCGCUUUUUGCAGAUUCCUCAAUUGCCUUGCACCUACCUACCUGCUGAUUUGAAGAAGAUUUUAAAAAACUAACAAUGGUGGAUAGAAUCAGGAGGUACAGUUAUCCGCGAGAUAAUACCGGUAGUGGAGAAACUGAAAUCUCCUACUACUGUUCCAACCAGCAGUCCUUCUCCUCCACUUUGCUUGAUGCGAUUUACCGCGAAAUUGAUCGAGGAAAUGAUAUUCCGGAGGAGGAUGUCGCCGCUGUUUAUCGGAAGAAGAAUACCGUCGCGGAUGAAAAAAUCGUCGCGCCUGCGGCGGAUGUGAAGAAAUUGAGGAAUGGUGGAGCGAAAUCGAGGUCCUGUUCUGUGGAUUCCAGUGGCGGUGGAUUCUUCUCCGCCUCCGGCGAAGGUGAAGCGUUUCCUAGCCGCAGGACGAAGACGGUUCGCACCGGAGGAACGGAGUUUGAAGUUCACGUCGAUCGUGAAAUUAAUCGUCGAUCUGAGGAGAAGGCGAAGCACGAAGGAGGAUUUCUGAAGACGAAAUCGCGAGCGCUGAAACUUUACGGAGAAUUGAAGAAAGUAAAGCAGCCGAUCUCUCCCGGCGGCAAGCUCGCCGGCCUUUGGAACUCUCUUCUCUCGAAGAAACCGAAACUCGCCGCCGGCGACGAUUCACCUUCUCUAAAGUCGGCGACGACCAACACGUCGUCGUCCACGUGCUCCUCAGCCUCCUCAUUCUCCCGAUCCUGCCUGAGCAAAACGCCGUCGUCCAGAGGCAAAUCCUCUGGCGGCGAGAAAAGGUCCGUCCGGUUCUUUCCGGUGAGCGUAAUCGUCAACGAGGACUGCCAGCCGUGCGGACACAAACCAUUACAUCAGGAAAGCAACAUCAAGUCCGCCAUUGAUGAAGAGCUGAUGCUCCACAUCAUGAGUUACCAGAAGAAAAUCGAAAACAACAGGCGAAUCGAAUCUCCGUUCCAUGGAACAACAAAACCUCAAGGAUUCGUUCAUCCAGACGUCGACGACUACGACGAUGAAUUCGACGGAUCUAGCGAAUCGAGCUCAGAUUUGUUCGAGCUUGAUAACCUCUCCUCCAUCGGAAUGAAUCAAAGGUACGUCGAACAACUACCUGUGUACGAAACCACUGAUCUCCGUACCAAUCGUGCCAUUGCAGAUACUUUUAUUUUCUAAUUUUUUUUUUUUUUUAAAAAAAAAACUCUAGCUAAUGUUUGUAUGCGGCAUGUGUAUUUAUUUUAAUAAUAAUUAAUUAUUGUUUGUUUUGCC
Andrographis paniculata is the source of this 1461-nucleotide messenger RNA. Its product is annotated as protein BIG GRAIN 1-like A. The record is from RefSeq and is a predicted model, not a curated record. Lineage: Eukaryota; Viridiplantae; Streptophyta; Magnoliopsida; Lamiales; Acanthaceae. Bases 277 to 1368 code for a protein of 363 amino acids. The transcript has a single exon. Gene Ontology annotation, biological process: auxin-activated signaling pathway.